AUUUUUCACCACUGCCAGUACUGGCAGUUAUAUCGGAACACAGCCAUUAUCUAACCUCUGACGUUCCUAACCUAUCUUAACCUCGUGCUUCUUAACUUUCUCUCGAUUUAUUUUUCAUACUAAUGUGUAUCGUCGUUAUUUUUUCGCUGUAAAUCUUCCUUUUCGCUUAUGUAUUCUAUGUUUGACGCAACUCGAUACGAAUUUAUCGCUAUAAAUGUUACGAUAUCGAUGUACGGUGAUCACGAGACUUGACACUUGUUAUCACCGCUACGACCGCGUGGAUUGACUAUUAUCACCAACGAAUACGUAAAAGAUCGUUAGAUAAUCCGGAGUUUUUAUGAAUUGUUUGUUAUAAUGAACGAAGAUAAUGUAUGGCGUGAAUUAGCGAACAUUCCUGCCGAUCCCCCUGAAACAAGGGACAAAUGUCAACAAUGCAAAAGACCUGUGCAGGUAUGCUGGUGUCCAGGUCUGCCGAAGCAGCGUCUGAAUCCAGCGUCGAGAAUAAUAAUCUUGCAGCAUCCGGCGGAAGCAAAACGUUGUCUGCGAACGGUGCCGAUGCUCACAUUGGCAUUGGAAUCGGGGAAGUGCCUAAUUUUCAGGGGAAAAAAGUUUCCACUGCCUAAGCAUGAAGGCCUAGCAGAGAUACUGAAUGACAAGAAUACCAUUUUAUUAUAUCCAUCACCUGGCGCUGUUGCUCUGGACACACUGGAUCCAGUCGGGAUUAAUGAACAAAAGGCAUAUAACUUGAUUUUAUUGGAUGGAACGUGGCCGCAAGCAAAAGCAAUAUAUCACUCAAGUCCGGCUCUGUAUUUUUUGCGGGCUUGCAAACUAAUCGGUGUGCCCGCCAGUGAAUAUGUGAUUAGGACACAACCGACGGAAGGCUGUCUUUCAACAUUGGAAACGGGCGCGAGUGCACUUUCGAUUCUCGAAGGUGAUCCCGAAUUAAGAGAGAAGAUGUUAGGUCCACUGCAUUAUUUAUGUAGGUUUCAACUAGAAAAUGGCGCGGUAACACACCAAAGCAAGGAGUUUCUUAUCAAACAGAAAGCUUAUCCCAAAUUAAUUGGCAAAAGACUUGCUAAGCAAUUACGUAUAUUACCGGAUAAUACCUCCUAAUAUUAAUAUAUAUUUAAAAAUUAGAUAGAUAAAAAAUAAAUAUAUGAACUUUUAUGAACUUUAUAUCAAAUGUGUUGUAAUGUAAAAAUGAAAAGAAACACAGGAUAAUGUAUUAGGGCGAAUUUUAAUAAAUUUUCUAUUCACAGUUAUAGAGCAAACUUUAAAGCAGCAUCUAGAUUAGGACUUAAAGAAAUAGGAAAUUACAUCUAGAAAUUCAAAAUUAUCCUGGCUAGAAAAAAAAUUUGGAUCGAAUGAAGAUAGAAAUCAUAAACGACUAUUUGGAGGACCUAACUCACUUCCGAGAAAAAAUCAAGAACCUGGAAAAACAUUGGGAGAAGUGUGUUGAAUUUAAAAACCAAAGUACCCUAUGAAACUAAACUAUCUUUAAUAUCAAACCAAGUUUAUCUUCAAAUUACCUUCGUACGGGAUUAUGUUUAAUAAAUCAAAUUCUCACAAUAAAAGUAUUAUUUAUUUCAAUUAACAUUUGAGCGAUUCUAUAUACUAUUUUUAUAUAACAAUAUACAAUAUAACUAUAUAAUAAAAUAUCAAUAUACAUAUAACAAUAAUUUAAAGAAAAGAUCAGGUGUACAUAUUCCUGCUUCUCUUUUUAAUAAUAAAUAAAGUAAUAAAUAUAUUUUUUAACUUUACAAUUUUAAUUAUUUUGUAUCUAUUAUUUUUAUAUUUUGAAAACUAAUUUAUAACCGUAGACAUACAUUUUAAUCUUUUGCGUAUUUAUUUUUUGUAUUCUCUUUAGACCUCUUUUUUAUUGUAUAUACCUAUUUUGACACAUCAACUUUCAUAUAUGUCUUUUCUACCCGUUUCUGUCUCAUUAAAAAUAAUUAAGUUCAAAUAUUUGUAAAUAAUAUUAACCCUUUGCAUUCGAGCGGCGCCACUGCGGCGCCCGGCUGGAAAACUAAUUAUAGAGUAUAAUAUUUAACAGAUUUUGUUGUAUUCAAUGUAAAAAUAAAUUGAUGAAAUUUUAUUAUUUGUA
Molecule: messenger RNA, 2104 nt
Organism: Solenopsis invicta (red fire ant)
Lineage: Eukaryota; Metazoa; Arthropoda; Insecta; Hymenoptera; Formicidae
Gene: Dtwd2
Product: tRNA-uridine aminocarboxypropyltransferase 2
Exons: 5
Coding region: 355-1113 (252 amino acids)
Source: RefSeq, a predicted model, not a curated record